AAGGUGGAGGUGAAGCCGGCGACGGCGGCGGGGAAGGGAGCCGAGGCAGGGAAGGCGCCGGGGGGCGAGCGGCCGGGUGCGAAGGCGAAGUCGCAGGUUACGGAGGCGGCGAAGGGCGGAGCGGCAGCGGCCGGGGCGGCGAAGGGGCCGAAGCCGGGUCAGACGGCGAAGGGAGCCGCGCCUGCUGGAGCGGGAGCGGCUGCGGGAGAGGGAGAGGGGGCAGCUGGAGCAGCACCGCCACCAGGUUCGGCGGCAGCGACGAUGGCAGAAGCGGCGGCGAAGGGGAAGGUGUUGACGAUUGUGUCGGACGCGUCGAUCGCUGCGAAGAAGGCGGAGCCAAAAGCGGAAGGGAAGACGGAGGCCGAGAUCAAGGUGCAGGGUACGGCGAAGAAGCCGGAGGUGAAGCGGAUCAAGCCGGCUUGGAUGAACAAGCCGGAGGGAGGAGAGGGGGAGUUCGGCGGUGGGUCAUGGAAAGCGUCAGAUUUACGGCAGAAGUUCAAGGCGAAGGCGAGUGCGACGAAGGAAGUACCGAAGCAUAAGCCCAUCGACAUGAAACAAGAACUCAAAGCCGGCAUGAAAGUCAAAUCCACGGGCGCCGCCAAGGGCGGCAAGGAGGGCGAGGGCAAAGAAGGUGCCGACGCCAAGGCUAAGGUCAAGGGCGUGGACGUCAAAGCCAAGGGCACAGAAGCAGAUGCCAAGGGCAAGGAGGCCAAGGGCAAGGAGGCCAAGGGCAAGGACGUCAAGGGCAAGGACGUCAAGGGCAAGGGCGCUAAAGGCAAAAGCGGCAUCACCUCCAAGGCAGAGAUCACCAAGGCGACCGUCGCCAAAAAGGCCACCCCCGGAAAGGCCCCCGCCUCCGAAAAGGCCGCCAAGAAGGGGGGCAAGGCACCCCGCAAGUCCAAGGCAGCCCCCGAAGACGCCGAGACGGAAGGGAAGGAAGGCAAGGGAGCGAAAACCAGUAAAGCCGGUAAGGCUGGCAAGGAACCACGAGCCAGCAAACUCUCCAAGGAAGGCAAGGCCGGAAAGGAAGGCAAGGCGGGCAAGGCCGGAAAGGAACCACGAGCUAGCAAAGUCUCCAAGGCGGGCAAGGCGGGCAAGGAGCCACGGGCCAGCAAGGCCGGCAAAGCCGGCAAGGAAGGGAAGGAACCGCGAGCCAGCAAGGUGGCGAAGGCCGGUAAGGAAGGGAAGGCUGGCAAGGCCGGUAAGGAAGGGAAGGCUGGUAAGGAAGGCAAGGCCGGUAAGGAAGGCAAGGCCGGUAAGGAAGGCAAGGCCGGUAAGGAAGGCAAGGCCGGUAAGGAAGGAAGAGCCAGCAAGGCCGGCAAAGCCAGUAAGGAAGGCAAGGAAGGACGAAUCAGCAAAGUCGCCAAGACAGCCAAGGAGGGCAAGACUGCCAAGGAGGGCAAGACUGCCAAGGAGGGCAAGACUGCCAAGGAGGGCAAGACUGCCAAGGAGGGCAAGACUGCCAAGGAGGGCAAGACUGCCAAGGAGGGCAAGACUGCCAAGGAGGGCAAGACUGCCAAGGAGGGCAAGACUGCCAAGGAAGGCAAGACUGCCAAGGAAGGCAAGACUGCCAAGGGGGCUAAGGAAGGCAAGGCGGCAAAGGAAGGCAAGGCGGCAAAGGAAGGCAAGGCGGCAAAGGAAGGCAAGGCGGCAAAGAAAGCCUCGAAGGGCAAAGGUGCAUGA
Molecule: messenger RNA, 1683 nt
Organism: Gregarina niphandrodes
Lineage: Eukaryota; Apicomplexa; Conoidasida; Eugregarinorida; Gregarinidae
Product: collagen triple helix protein
Exons: 1
Source: RefSeq, a predicted model, not a curated record